AUGCGGUACAUCCGCUUUCUCAAGACUCCCCGCAUCGUCGUAGAGAAGGGUACUUCAAGACGCCAAAUCCACUGUCUAAUCACAAUCACAUCUGACCUGGGCGACUCAUUCCUGCCAUACGAUGUCGAAUUAUCAGCAGAACUCCUUUCCAGCCAAAAUGAAGAACAGACCAUAGUAUGGAAAACAGUCCAAUGGACAAGCGGCAUGCGAAGCCUGGCCAUCACACUCCCCCUGCCAAAAUCCUCACCACCUUCACUGCGCGUGAAAGUAGGAACAGACGCCAAAUCCACACACGACGAAUACUCCGCCCUAUCCGGCGAACACACCCGCGGAAUAGUCUCAGCAUGGAGCGCGCCAUUCUCCCUCUCCACCCCCGCCAUGAAGUUAGCAGAGCGCCGCUUCACACUCCCUUCUAACCAGAAACUCCACAUCUGGGAAGAAACAGGGGAAAGCAUCGCCCGCCACAUAUGGGACGCCGGCAUAACACUCUCCUGCCACAUCUACGACAUCGCAUCCCUCCUCCCCCCACCACGCACCCCACCCCUCCACAUCCUCGAACUAGGCACCGGCUGCGGCACAGUCGGCAUCUCCCUCGCCCAACUCCUCCCAAACGCCCACAUCCUGCUCACCGACCUCCCCGAAGCCACCGACAUCGUCUCGCGCAACAUCCGCGCCGCCAAACCCGCGAACGGAUCUUCCCUCACCUUCGCAACCCUGGACUGGGACGCCGACUUACCGCGCUAUCUGCCCCCGUCUAUCGAUUUGGUGCUCGCGGCCGAUUGCACGUAUAACCCCGACAGCAGUCCGGCGCUUGUACGUACGCUGGGGAGGCUGGCGGAGGCUUCGACGCGCGUGGUGGUUGCGGUAGCGAUGAAGAUGCGGCAUUCUAGUGAGGAGGUGUUUUUUAAGCUUAUGGAACAGGCGGGGUUUGAGGAGGUGAGGGUGCUGGAGUAUAAGUUGCCGGGGGAUGUUGAGACGGGGGAGGAGGUGGUGUAUUUGCAUGUUUAUGGAUAUGGGGUGGGGAAAGGGCGGGAUGAUGUGGCUGCGUGA
Molecule: messenger RNA, 1050 nt
Organism: Dothidotthia symphoricarpi CBS 119687
Lineage: Eukaryota; Fungi; Ascomycota; Dothideomycetes; Pleosporales; Dothidotthiaceae
Product: S-adenosyl-L-methionine-dependent methyltransferase
Exons: 2
Coding region: 1-1050 (349 amino acids)
Source: RefSeq, a predicted model, not a curated record